Molecule: messenger RNA, 501 nt
Organism: Trichoplusia ni (cabbage looper)
Lineage: Eukaryota; Metazoa; Arthropoda; Insecta; Lepidoptera; Noctuidae
Gene: RpL36
Product: 60S ribosomal protein L36
Exons: 4
Coding region: 106-474 (122 amino acids)
Biological process (GO): cytoplasmic translation
Cellular component (GO): ribosome; cytosolic large ribosomal subunit
Molecular function (GO): structural constituent of ribosome
Source: RefSeq, a predicted model, not a curated record
GCCAUAUGUUAAUAUAACCAUUGACAAUCGCUUCUACAAUUCUGUCAAUUCAAACCGCAUAAAAAAAUCCAAAUUCUUUUUGGUCGGAUCUGUCAAUCCGAAAUCAUGGCUCCCCGGUUUGAGUUAGCAGUCGGUCUCCGAAAGGGGCACAAAACGACUAAAAUAUCCGCUGGCAGGAAGGGUAUUACAGACAAAGCCAUCAAAAUCAGGCCAGCCAGGCUAAAGGGUCUCCAAACCAAACACUCAAAGUUUGUUCGUGACCUGGUCCGUGAAGUUGUUGGACACGCUCAGUAUGAGAAGAGGGCAAUGGAGUUGCUCAAGGUGUCAAAGGACAAGCGUGCGCUGAAGUUCCUGAAGCGUCGUCUGGGCACACACAUCCGUGCCAAGAGGAAGCGUGAAGAGCUCAGCAACGUGCUUACACAGAUGAGGAAGGCCGCCGCACAGGCACACCAUGCCCCUACACACACUAAGUGAACAAUAAACUAAUUAGAAUAACAUCUA